Cygnus atratus (black swan) is the source of this 1508-nucleotide messenger RNA. RefSeq names its product fumarylacetoacetate hydrolase (gene FAH). The transcript is spliced from 14 exons. Gene Ontology annotation, biological process: homogentisate catabolic process; L-phenylalanine catabolic process; L-tyrosine catabolic process. The coding region runs from base 85 to 1344 and encodes 419 amino acids. The record is from RefSeq and is a predicted model, not a curated record. Gene Ontology annotation, molecular function: fumarylacetoacetase activity. Lineage: Eukaryota; Metazoa; Chordata; Aves; Anseriformes; Anatidae.
CUGGUGAGGUUCUUCAUAGGUAGGAGCACGGCAGCCUGGCAGGUCGGGUCUCUGGUUCGUAAGCAGGGACUGCUGGCGUUCAGCAUGUCUUUCAUCCAGGUAGAUAAGGAUUCAGAUUUUCCUCUCCAAAAUCUCCCUUAUGGGGUUUUCUCCACUAAGGAGGAGCCUCGGCACAGGAUUGGGGUAGCGAUUGGAGACCAGAUUUUGGAUCUCAGCGUCAUCAAGCAUCUGUUCAAUGGACCAGCUCUUGCCAAACACCAACAUGUCUUUGAUCAGCCCACCCUCAAUGCCUUCAUGGAGCUGGGCCCCACGGCCUGGAGGGAAGCCCGGGCCCUGCUGCAGACGCUGCUGUCAGCCGCCGAGCCAACGCUGCAGGACAACGUGGGCCUGCGGAAACGAGCAUUUGUACCUCAGGCUUCUGCUACCAUGCACCUGCCAGCACACAUCGGAGAUUACACGGACUUCUACUCGUCACGACAACACGCCACCAACGUCGGGAUCAUGUUCCGGGGGAAGGAGAACGCGCUGAUGCCCAACUGGCUGCACUUACCCGUGGGUUAUCACGGCCGGGCAUCUUCCGUCGUGGUGUCUGGGACGCCUAUCCGGAGACCUGUGGGACAAAUGAGACCUGACAAUGAUAAACCUCCAGUGUUCGGUGCUUGCAAGCGUCUGGAUAUUGAAUUAGAAAUGGCAUUCUUUGUGGGACCUGGAAACAAGUAUGGGGAGCCAAUCCCUAUCAGCAGAGCCCACGAGCACAUCUUUGGGAUGGUCCUUAUGAACGACUGGAGUGCUCGCGACAUCCAGAAAUGGGAAUAUGUUCCUCUGGGCCCGUUCCUGAGCAAGAGCUUUGGCACAACCAUCUCGCCUUGGGUUGUCACCAUGGAAGCUCUCAUGCCAUUUGUGCUGCCCAACCCUGUCCAGGAUCCCAAGCCACUUCCCUACCUUCAGGAUGAAGAACCCUACACUUUCGACAUCAAUCUCUUUGUUGCCAUUAAAGGAGAAGGAAUGAGCACGCCAACUACUAUAUGCAGAUCCAAUUUCAAGCACAUGUACUGGACGAUGAAGCAGCAGCUGGCUCACCAUUCGAUCAACGGGUGCAACCUCAGGCCUGGCGACCUCCUGGCAUCAGGAACUAUCAGUGGGCCUGAACCUGAGAGCUUUGGCUCCAUGCUGGAGCUGUCUUGGAAUGGGACAAAAGAAAUCCCCCUUGGCAGUGGACAGUCUCGUAAAUUCCUGCAGGAUGGAGAUGAAAUCGUUUUAACAGGUUACUGCCAGGGCAGCGGCUACCGCGUGGGGUUCGGCCAGUGCUCAGGAAAAAUCCUUCCAGCCAUGUCAGGUCCGUGAUGACUGCUGUAAGGUGGUGUCCGAGGAGGAAGAGAAGAAGGAGCAGAAGGAGGACCAACCCCCCCCCACCUCUAAUAGACAUGCGACUUUACUCAGAUUUAUUAUUUUUAUAUGAGCGAUUGGAAUCUUACUGUUUUUAAUCAUCAAUAAAUAUCUUCAAGAUG